This is a messenger RNA of Spodoptera exigua (beet armyworm), 2501 nucleotides long. The record is from the annotation of a GenBank genome assembly. Lineage: Eukaryota; Metazoa; Arthropoda; Insecta; Lepidoptera; Noctuidae.
GACGCCCGCCAUUUUUAUUUUAUUUUCAUUAUUUUCGAUGUAUUUCGCGCGAAAUAAGUUUAUUAAUAUUUUGUAAUUUUUGUGUUUGAAGUUUAAACUCUGGUGUAUUGGUUGUUAAAAUUAAAUAUUUUACUAAACAGUUUAUGACAGUUUGAUUUCUUUGAUAGUACAAGUGUUUCAAAAUACUUAUUUUAAAUAGUGCGUGUUAUUGUGUGUUGGUGUGCGAUUAAAUUUGAGGAAAAGAAGUUCAGUAGAGGAGUGUCAAACAGUAAUGUAAUGCAAUCAUGGAUCCGCAAGAAUUAGUACCAUUGGAAUCCGGUCUCCCCCUCCCACGCCCCCACCAUGGGACCAGGAACUGCUACCUGGCUCCUCGAACAUGCUACACAGCGCCACUGCGUCUGUGUCGGCUACUGGCGCUUCUCUUCGGGAUGCCGACCGUUUUCCUCAUGGUACCACUGUAUUUAAGAUAUCGCGUGUUCUCCGGCCAGAUGUACCCGAUGAGUAUGACAGAUAUGCGUCUGAUAGACAGUAAGAUAUCGCCCACUUGGUGCCAGAGACAAGUGGUGCGUUCAAACACGACGUUCAACGCGUUCGUGGUGCCUGGUCCACCAGAACUGACUGAUGAGCUGGUUCCAGUGUCCAUGACGAGGGAACUGGAGUUAGAAGAUGAUAUGAAGGAGUACUGGGGGUUCUACCUCUUAAAGGGAUCCUCUGUCACGGUUUCUGCUUGUGUUAGUUACCCUGGAGCAUCCCUCAUCAUGAUCAAAGGUUACAAGCAUCUACAAGACUGCGCCUACAUAGGCGAUGAUUCUUCAGAAGAAAUCAACGAGCUGAUUGAAGCCAACAGACUUGGUCUACUAUCUGAUGACGCAUUAAAUAAAAAGAUCUCUGAACUAAAGGUGGAAAAUGGCAAAGUAAACAACCCUGGAAUAAUGAAGAGACACAAGUCUGGGGUCAGUUUCCACGACCCAACGAAUCACGUUGAUGAGAACGCGACGUCAACAUCAUCAGAAAAUUUGGCCACAGUAGACGUCACGGAUCAUGAUCCUAAGGAGCUUCGAGAAAUCUUAGAACGACUCCACGCUCUACGAGAGGCUGCGAAGAUCCAGAUUGCUAAGAACUACCGGCCACCAGCAAAUAUCAUGUCUUUGCCGGCCCUGCAUCGACAUAGGGAUGCCAACGUUGAUAAGGAAGAGAGAAAAUGGAUAUCGUUUCAAGAUAUCGAUGGUAACGCAAGUGAAUUAUUAACAAAAUUAGAACUUACUACGACAGAGACUGUGCCUACUGAAGGCAAACACGAAACCAAUGAAAUAAAAAAACCAAUUAACACUACCCCAUCAUUAUUAACAAAAUUAAAAGGUAGUAAAGAAGUCAAAACGACCACAGAAGAUAUCAAAAAGACAGAAGAAAGUAACAAAGUCUUAAAUAGUAGAGAAGAGAAAAGUAAAAAUGUCAAGACUAAUAAUAAUUUAGUAGGAGAUGCCAAUGAAGAGGAACUGACAUCAGUAGAAGUAGAAAAUACACAGGGAGAACUGAAAAUUGUUGCUUCGGAUUAUACCUCUGAGAACCCCAAGGAGGUUACGGAGCCAAAUUCAAAGGAAGUAUUUGAAGAUGUGCUGCACAGACUUCAAGCUUUGGGAGACAAAGGGAAGAGGGUCCUGAAAAAACUACACGAGACUAUGGGAGUUGAGUACAAAGAGGAGACACAAGCUAAAGCAAAGCCGGACAUCAUGUCAGUAGUGACGGGCAGUGGUGAGGAACUGGACAGGCUGCGACGAGUCCUGGUGGAAGCUAUUGAUGAGGAGAAGAACAGAUCGCAGAGAGAACAAAAACGCCGUGAUGCUGCAGAACAGGCCCGUAAGAAGCGGGAAUCCAUGUUGGGCCAUAUAGACCUCGUAAAGGAACUCAACGAAAAUGAUGAAGAGAGAAAUCAUGCAGGGGAAAUGGAUGCAGACGGUUACGCCGACCACCACAUGUUGGUGAACGAGACAACUCCUCUUGACAUGAGUAAUUCGGAGUUCUGGUCCUCCUUCUCCAGCAGUGAGGAAGCUCUACUAGAGUGUGAGGGUCUGAUCCUAAACCUCCCUCUAACUCCACAUCGCCAUUGCUUCAGAAACGCCUCCGAGACUGAAGCGUUUGCCGCUGCUAAAGCUAACGCUCUUACGUAUAGGGUCCCAGCAAACGGCUACUACUUCUUCGUGUUCAAUUCAGAGAACGAAGUGCAGAGGAACUACAUCCGAGCGCGGUUCGAGCUGCAGAAGACUCGGUACGACGUGGCGCGCACUGCACUGCGCGAGUGCAAGAAUACCACGCAACGAUGUGAUCUGCCGCUGGAUAUAUUUUCUACGCAGAAGGUGGUGCUGGAAGUCCCCUUGAGGAACAACGACUCGCUCUGGAACGAGCAGUUCCUCAUAUUGUCGGAGUGUGAACCGCGAACUUCGAUUUACAUAUUCUGCGUUAUCGCAGUGCCUAUACUUAUACUCGUAUUCGGCUUCCAAUGA